AUGCAGUUGUACAGCAGCGUGCUAACACACUACCCUGGCUCCUCGCGAAAACUUUCGAUAACUGUUACCAGCAGCACCAAAAACCCGUCAACGACAACAACUUCGGCCUCUCCUGUUGUGCCUAAUAUCGGAAGCGCCACCACACACGCAGAGGAUUCAGCCAGAGAGGUUACCACCGACGAGAAAAUGCCUGCCUUUUCGUGUUACGAGGCUGCCUCUAUGAGGCCAGUGUUCUACACAUCCACAGCCGAGAUCACAGUGACUCGACCGGAUGGCUUGGAAAGGUCUGUCCCCAUUCACAUUAUCAAGAAGACGUGCACUAACGGGUCUCCAUCAGAAACACAGUUCCAACCUGCGUCUUAUGUUGUUACUGGUAAUAACAAACAUGACAUGUCAGAUUCUGAUUUGAUUGUGGACUUGAUUGACCGCAUGAGAUGUGGAACGAAGGUUUUCGAGAACGGUGAAACGACAGCUGAAAAUUCGAGAAACUUCGGGGAUUUAUCGGUUCGUGGCGUUCGCAGGACGUCCGAAGACGACGAGGAACCGUUAUCCGCACCACGUGACGCCAUUUCCCGUCAAACUUCUGAUGUUGUGCCCAGGAACGCAGUAGAGGACUCACCUAAGGCUCUGUUGUCAAUCACAGAUCAAAUCCAUCAGAACAACCUGUCAGCGGAGGAAGACGACACGGAAUACGCACAGGAGCCGGUUUUCGAACUGCGUAUUCUUCAAGAGCCUACUUCCCAAAGCGCAGCACCAAACAGAAGCGAACUCAGCGACAAGGUGACCCGUUACCUGGCGGAGGUGGAAAAACAGAACAAAUACCUUCGCGAGAGAGGGAAAUACCGUUUCCACAUCAUACCUGAUGGAAACUGCCUGUACCGAGCCGUGUCAAAGGCGGCGUACGGAGAUCAGUCAAUGCACAAAGACCUGAGAGAGCAGACGAUGCAUCAUAUCGCGGAUCACCUGGAGGAGUUCAACCCCAUCAUCGAAGGGGACGUCGGGGAAUUUCUGAUUAACGCUGCGCAGGACGGUGCCUGGGCUGGUUAUCCCGAACUCCUUGCCAUGAGCCAGAUGCUUAACGUUAACAUAUACCUGACCACGGGCGGUAGUCUAGAGAGUCCCACUGUUUCAACCAUGGUCCACUACCUGGGUGAGGAAGACUUGACCAAACCUGCCAUUUGGCUGAGUUGGCUUAGUAACGGUCACUACGACGUACUACUCGACAGUUGUAUGCCGAAUCCCGAGUACGAUGAGUGGUGCCGUAACACACAGGUUCAGAGGAAACGAGACGAAGAACUGGCCAAGUCAAUGGCGGCUUCUUUAUCGAAAAUGUACACUGAGCAGAACGGUCUACACUGA
Molecule: messenger RNA, 1359 nt
Organism: Chanos chanos (milkfish)
Lineage: Eukaryota; Metazoa; Chordata; Actinopteri; Gonorynchiformes; Chanidae
Gene: otud1
Product: OTU deubiquitinase 1
Exons: 1
Coding region: 1-1359 (452 amino acids)
Biological process (GO): protein K63-linked deubiquitination
Molecular function (GO): cysteine-type deubiquitinase activity
Source: RefSeq, a predicted model, not a curated record